Molecule: messenger RNA, 1383 nt
Organism: Rotaria sp. Silwood2
Lineage: Eukaryota; Metazoa; Rotifera; Eurotatoria; Philodinida; Philodinidae
Source: the annotation of a GenBank genome assembly
AUGGAUCCAGAUAAUAAUAUUACUAAUAAUGAUAGUAAUUCAUCGUCGGAAGAUUGUGUAGUUUUAUCUACAAAUUCUCCAAAUCGUACUCUUUCGACAGAAACUGAUACUAGUAAAACAACUACACCAAAAGUAAAAUUAUCAAAAACUGAAUAUAUGCAACGAAAAUCUGAACGAGAAGCAAAAAAAGCAGAAGAACAAGCGAUUAAAGCAGAGAAAAAACGUCUUGCAGAAGAAUUAAAAGCAAAAAAAGCUGCAGAACUUCAAUUAGAAAAAGCACGAAAAGCAGAAGAACUUCAAUUAGAAAAAGCUCGUAAAGCGGAAGAAAGAGCUCGUAAAGCUGAAGAACUUCAAUUAGAAAAGGCUCGUAAAGCUGAAGAAAAAGCUCGAAAAGAAGCAGAAAUUGCAAAUAAAAAGGCUGAACAAAUACAAAAAAAAGGACAAAAACAAGAAUUAACUCCUAAACAAAUGGCAACUUGUAUCAAUAGAUAUUUUAAACCAAUUGAUAAACCUUCACAAAAAGAUGGUCAAACAUCAACAACAAAUAUUAAUAAUAUCGUUCAACGAUCAACAAAUAAUUUUGACCAACUGGUUUCGAAACAGGAUGUUAAUUUCGUAUCGGAUAUAAUUGAAAAUAUAAAAUCAAUGAAAAGAAUCAAUAUUGAAAUUAAUUCACGUCCACGUUUGAACAGUGAUUCGAAUAGUAAUCUCAUAGUAAUAAUAGCAGCCACAACAACAACAACUGCAAAUAAUUCAUAUGUAUUAAAAACUAGAUAUAUUCAUUUUCCAGAAAAAUAUUUUAAUCGUCCACCUUACUACGGAACAUUUAAAAAAGCUUUAAAUAUUAAUGUUAAUCCAUUACAACCAAAUGCAUCGAUUGAUAAUGUUGAUUAUACAGUUGAUUCAGAAGGUGAAUGGGAAGAACUAUGUAAAGAUGGUGAAGAACUUCGUUCGGAUGCUGAUGAUUUAAGUGAUUCAGAAACAAUGGAUAGUGAAAGUGAUACUGAUUCAUUUAUUGUACCACAUGGUCAUUUAUCAGAUGAUGAAUUAAAUGAAGAUGAACAACAACAAUCUACAUCGACAAAACAAGCUCGUGAAGCAGCUAAAACACAUGUAUGGGAUAAGAAAGUAGCACGUUUAAAUCAACAACGAGAAUUAAAACCUUUAUUUGGUUGUAUUUAUGAUCCAACAUUAGAUGAAAAAACGAAAUUUGAAUUAUCAAAUUAUCUUCAUCCAUUUCAAAGAAUUCUUGUACCAAAAGAAAUCUGUCAACGCAUAGAACAAGAUGAUAAAGAACAAGAAAUUACUGAUGAAACAACUUCGAAAGAAGAUAAAAAGAAAGGAGUAUCAAGAAAAAAAUCAUUAGUUUCUAAAAAAGGUUAA